AUGAGCGCUGAUUCACCAGAUUCCUCAGUCACAUGGUCUGAUUAUUCGAUAAGCGAGGACGAAGCCUAUGUUUACUGUCGAGUAGGAAGUAGUCCCAACAAAAAAGCUGUUGCCAAAGAAGCUGCAACUCCAGAGCCUACCAUCGAGUCGUGGAAAACGUGUAGAGAUUCGGGAUUUGUUGAUCACGUGCAGCUUCUGAAUCGUACUCAAUCGGCGAUUUCGUGCAAUCACUAUGAGGACCAUGUAUAUUACAAUUUACUGCCCUAUCAGGAGAAGGGGUACAAGAAUCACCAAUCAUCGGAGAAUCUAUUUGGUCGUGAAGAUCAUGACUACACAUAUCCUGCUCUUACCAUAGGAAGCACAGAAGAUGUCAAAAUCCGAGCGCUCAAAGAAGGACCAUAUUCGAGACGUACCAGAAGAAAACUUCGACGGUACGGCAGUCAGCUGAGCACGCUUUCCGUGAAGACCGUUGUCAAUGGAGCUCGCCCUUAUCGUGGAUGCCAAGAAGGGCUGACGACUCCCCAUGUGACGGCUAUUUUCAAGAAAACAAUUUCUCAAAGACGGCUCUGCGUAGAGUGUAGAGAGGAGGAAUUGCAAAAGCUUGAGAAAUCAGAAGGAGUAACAGCUGAAUGUGAGAGUGUUCGUAAGACCAAGGAUAACGAAGCGAUCGAAUUAUAUGCUCGUCUAAUCGUCAUCGCAAUGGAAGAAUUACGAGCUGAGCCCGACGGAACAGAGCGGACCGCAGCAUUCCAGCGGAAGAUCGAGAGGAUUUUACGACUACGGACAGGACUCGAUCUGUCUGCACCCAAUGAUGACGACUUCAAGAAGACUGCAACAUUGUUUGAGACGUUAGUGGAGAGGCGUCUUCGUGCAAUCAACGACAUCUCACCGUCAAGUUGUCAGAAGAUCGCUGACAAGCUGUGCCUCACACAAAGUGCUGCUCGUCGACCGAAGACACCCUUCGUACAUUUUGGUUCCAUACGAAGGGGUAUUAGGAAAUUUCUCGGAUUCCUCUGA
Molecule: messenger RNA, 1017 nt
Organism: Cooperia oncophora
Lineage: Eukaryota; Metazoa; Nematoda; Chromadorea; Rhabditida; Trichostrongylidae
Source: the annotation of a GenBank genome assembly